This is a messenger RNA of Cucumis melo (muskmelon), 2234 nucleotides long. Its product is annotated as probable receptor-like protein kinase At1g80640. NCBI's taxonomy places the organism in Eukaryota, Viridiplantae, Streptophyta, Magnoliopsida, Cucurbitales, Cucurbitaceae. The transcript has 10 exons. The record is from RefSeq and is a predicted model, not a curated record. Gene Ontology annotation, biological process: protein phosphorylation. Gene Ontology annotation, molecular function: ATP binding; protein kinase activity. Bases 536 to 1876 code for a protein of 446 amino acids.
ACCCAAAGCUUUGUCCUUCUCAUAAACUUUCCUUUUUUUUUUUUUCUUUUUAAACAGGCGACGACCAGUGAAGACGACGGCUCCUGAGGCUGUACAGUGCGCCAACAUUGCGUGAAAACGCAUCUCUCUCUUCACAAAUCAAUUUUCAAUUCCCCCUUUUGGAGAUUUGGUUAUCUACCCACUGUCAUUGCCACUCUCUUUCUCUCCCACUUCUUCUUCUUCUUCUUCUUCUUCUUCAUCUUCACUGUUUUUGUUCUAAUGGCAUCUCUUUCAGUCAGAGUAUAAUGGAAUUUUAAAACCCCGUUUACCCCAUUAACUGCCCACAUGAUUCGUAUGUUGUGGAUUCGUAUGCUGUGUGUGUUUUUGUGCAUACAAACUUCUUUCCGUUUCCAUUUUCAAUCCAAAAUCACACUCUCUCUUCCGUCCUUUUGAAUCCACAACACGACACCCAUCUCUCUCUCUCUCUCUCUCUCUCUCUCUCUCUCUCUCUCCAUGUUUUCAUGAAAUCCGUGAAAAUAAUUAAACUAGGGAUAAUAUGAACCUUCUUCUUCUUCUUCUAAUUCUUCUUCUUUUUCCUUCUCUUCGAUUUCAAAUUCCCUCUGUUUUGGUUGGUGCUUCUUCUUUUGAACUACUUCAACAAUCUCCUUCUCCCAUUUCUCCAUUUUUGGAUUCAAUGACUGCUUCUUCUCCAGGGAUUCCGAUGGGAAUGGAGACUCUUACAAAUGAUACACACAAGAAAAUGCUUAUUGCCCUUAUCGUUUGUGCUUCAUUCGGUGCUGUGUUAGUGGUUUCACUGUUUUUAUGGAUUUAUUAUAGAAGAAACUCCCCCAACUUCCAUAAACGAAACGGUCAGAGCUCAGAUACCGAGAAGGGUGUUGUUGGGUUAGCUCCGAUAUUGCGUAAAUUCAGCUCAAACAAAAUGAUGGGUAACAAUAAAGUAUCUGUUCCACUCAUUGAUUACGAGGUGCUGGAAAAAGCCACCAACAUUUUCGAGGAAAGUAACAUUUUAGGGGAGGGUGGAUUUGGAAGGGUUUACAAGGCUCGUUUAGAAGAAAACUUAUAUGUCGCUGUAAAGAAACUUGAAUGUACCGAUAAGGAUUCCGAGAAAGAAUUUGAGAAUGAAGUUGAUCUAUUGAGCAAAAUUCAUCACUCAAACAUUAUUCGCCUUCUGGGUUACACCAUACAUGGGGAAUCAAGGCUUCUUGUUUACGAGUUAAUGGAAAAUGGAUCACUAGAGACAUUGUUACAUGGUCCUUCACAUGGAGAGGCAUUAACAUGGCACAUGCGCAUGAAGAUUGCUCUUGAUGCAGCUAGAGCAUUAGAAUAUUUGCAUGAGCACUGCAAGCCAUCAGUAAUACAUAGAGAUCUGAAAUCCUCCAAUAUUCUUUUAGAUGCAAACUUCAAUGCCAAGCUUUCUGAUUUUGGCUUGUCUGUCAUUGUUGGAGCACAAAACAAGAAUGAUAUAAAGCUUUCUGGAACGAUGGGUUAUGUUGCUCCUGAAUAUCUUUUAGAUGGUAAAUUGACUGAUAAAAGUGAUGUCUAUGCUUUUGGAGUUGUGCUUUUGGAGCUUCUUUUAGGAAGAAGGCCUGUUGAAAAACUGGCACCAUCUCAAUGUCAAUCCAUUGUCACAUGGGCUAUGCCUCAACUCACUGAUAGAUCAAAGUUACCUGAUAUCGUUGAUCCGGUGAUCAGACACACAAUGGACCCGAAACAUUUAUUUCAGGUUGCUGCUGUCGCUGUGCUGUGUGUGCAACCGGAACCUAGCUAUCGUCCCCUAAUAACAGAUGUUUUGCACUCUCUUAUUCCUCUUGUUCCUGUUGAGCUAGGAGGUACUCACAGAUCAUCAACAUCACAAGCUCCUGUGGCUCCAGCUUAGCUAUUGUUUGGUGGGAGAAAGUGAGAGAGAAGUGUUUGAUGAUACUGCAGCACUGGUUCAAGGGUUCUUCAAAGCUCAAAUAUACGAUUCUUUCAAUCAUAUUUGUUCUUAUUUCUGCAAAUAUGGUUGCUGGGGUGAAUGAUAUGAAAACCAAUUGCUAUUGGUGCUUGGUUCAAAGCCUUGUGAGGACUGGUGGAAUGUUACGCUACAUGUAUUUCUUUUAUCCUCCUCAAAAGCAAUAAAAAUGUAUAACUUUGGGUCAAAAGAAUGCAUUUCUUUUUUAAAAAAGGAUUUUGUGUACAUGAACCGAGGGACACUCUUAGAAGUAAUAUACUUUCCUAACCCUUUGAAAUGCCAA